Molecule: messenger RNA, 2087 nt
Organism: Chenopodium quinoa (quinoa)
Lineage: Eukaryota; Viridiplantae; Streptophyta; Magnoliopsida; Caryophyllales; Amaranthaceae
Exons: 3
Coding region: 373-1791 (472 amino acids)
Source: RefSeq, a predicted model, not a curated record
UUUACUUAGUCUCCGCCCCUACUAAGGCGGAGAACCGGGAGUAUAGGGUAUACAACCGGAAGCCAGCCCUUCUAGGUCACAAGUGCAAAAAACCUCGUGUUCCGGAUGAGGACUAUGAGCGAAUAAUAGAGUCCAAGUUCUUUGAACAGACCACCGCCACCCUCUCCAAUGGGGACUUAAUAAGUGUACCCAGAAAUUGGGUACCUAGGCACGAGUUUCUUCGAGACGAGGCGUUUCAGUCCGUUUGUAAGCUUAGCACUCAGUUUGACAAACGUAGGUCACAUUAGAGAUUGCCCCUAUCUUAUCUUUUGUUCCUUGUUUUAUUUGUUUCCCUGACCGGAUGGGUUCUUUUAUGCAGUACGUGGAUUAGCAAUGUUGCCUGCUGACAAGACACCAGCCAAGUCAGCCGCUGAAAUCCGCAAGGAAAAUGCGGAGAAAAAACUUGCUGCUCAGGCGGCAAAGAAGGAUGGGAGCAAGGUGCCCCAUUCUGUUUCAAAGAUAAUCAGGCCUAGGACUGGAGAGGAGCCGCCUGCCCAGAACAAGGCGAGGAAGACUUCCUCUUUGACGGUACCUAGCCGUCUGACGAUUGGGGGUAAAACUCUCAAGAACCUCGGCUUGGGGUUCGAUCUGUCAAAGAGGCAACCGGAUGUUCCUGAAAAGGAGACGGAGCCGCCUAGGGCAUCCGGUGCUUCAAUACCGGCUGAGGGCAGUCACGACCCUCAUCCUACCACCCAAGGUACUCUUGACCCCUUCAACCCUUCUUUUCUUGGCAAGCCUAUGCGGGUCAAGUCGCACUCCCAACUCCAGCCAGAAGACUCUUCUGGCAGCCGGCAGUCGAUAGGAGGGAAGUAUGUUGCCUUCUCACCAUCUGUUUCUGGUGCAGAUCACUCCCCUCGCUGGCCGGAUGUACAACGGUACGCUCGGGCCAUGCUGAAGGCCGUCCCAAAAGAGGAGAAGGAGGCGAUCCCAGGGAUCCAUUCCUUCAAUGCCGACCAGGUUCUGGCCGGCCUGUCUGAGUCAAUGCUGCGCGUGGAAGGGCUCAAGAAGGCUUAUGCCCGCAAGUGUGAGGAGGUAAGACGGGCUAAACGGGAUGCGUCUGACGCCCAUAACGUUGCCCAGUAUUCCAUGAUUAUGCAUGAAUUAAAAACUAAAAGCAUAAUCAUGCAACAGGCGGACAACAUCAAGCGGCUCCAAAAGGUGCUCGAUGAAGCCGGCACCAAGAUCCACAACCUCAAGGCGGAAAAGGAUAAUGCCGAGGCAGAGCUGAAGAAGGUGAACGACUCUUCCAAACUCCUGGAGGUGGCCAGGAAGGAGAACACAAAUCUCCUUGCUGACAACGUCCGCUUGAAGGAGGCGGCAGCCAAGGCCAGCGACAAUUUCAAGGCUACGCUGGAGGCUGAACAAAGUCGGCUCAUCGAAGAGAAUGAGCAAGACUGCAUCGCUCGAAUGCAGAAGGCUUCAUCCCUGGUUCAUCCGGACGCGGAAUACACUGUCUGGGAACUUGCCUACAAGCAUGCAGAUCUUGCCAUUGAUGCGCAAGAAACGAACCAGCUGGCUCCGGAGCCUUAUGAGGAGUGGGUCCAAAAGCAAAUUGAGGCCAUGCAGGAGAGAAUCGAGAGGAGAUUGCCCCUCCUGUCCCAGGAGCCGCCUUGCAGAGCCAGGAACAGGAUCAGCCUCCUCAGCCUUAAGCUCUUAGUCAUAUUUUUCGGCCUGCGUGCCGUAUGUUUCCAUUGUAUCUUUUACCGGACAGGGGUCCGGCUAACAAUUGAACAAAGUUUUAAAGUUUGUUAAUAUAAUUUUAUGCCGACUGAGUCGGUCAUCUUUGCAGCACUUGUUCAAUUUUUUGCUUUUCAUUGUUUGUAUUCUUCUCUCUUUUUUUUUUUUUCGAACUGACAAUGCCGAAUGGGUUGACUAUGCCUGCCCCUGGGUGGGUGAUUGUUUAGUGCAAACACUAAGCAAAUAGCCGCCCAUACAUUCCUAGAUCAACAGUCAACCGAUCUGGGUCAAGCGGGUUUAGGUCAGACAUGUUAAUGUGCUGAUUGCUGCUUGAGUCGCACUUAGAGAGCGAAUUAGGGGUCUAUGUGACC